CUGUAUAAUAUGUAUUAAUGGCGAAGUUUAAUCCUUUCUCUUCUUCUUCUUUCGAACCAGAUAUCCAUCACUCUCUUUCAAUCUAGGGUUUCCACUUGAACCUUCGAUCCCUUUGCUUCUCUCUUGAUUCUUCGAUCUCUCUCAUUCUUUCUCAUGCUGGAUUUGAAGCCUUUCUUGGCUUGCCGGCAAACUAGGGUUCGCUUUCUUCUUUGAAUCCGAGUUUUUUUUUUUUUCUUCUUUUUCUCGAUGAAGGAAGUGAGCAAUGGCGAUGGUGAUAGUGGGAGGACGACGACCCAUCUCUAUUUGAAUGUCUAUGAUCUCACUACCAUUAACAACUAUCUUUAUUGGUUCGGCCUUGGGAUCUUUCAUUCAGGGAUUGAAGCAUUUGGCAUGGAGUAUGCCUUUGGAGCGCAUGAUUAUCCAACCAGUGGUGUGUUUGAGGUGGAACCGAAAAGCUGCCCUGGCUUUAUUUACAGACGCACUGUGUGGUUGGGCAGCACCAACAUGUCCCGGUCUGAGUUCCGUUUGUUCGUAGAGGACCUUGCUGUAAAUUACCAUGGGGAUACUUAUCACUUAAUUUCCAAGAACUGCAACCAUUUUACUGAUGAUGUUUGCAGGCGCUUGCUUGGGAAACCUAUCCCCGGAUGGGUAAAUCGCCUUGCCAGACUAGGUUCUUUCUGCAACUGCCUGUUUCCUGAAACCAUUCCUGUCACAUCACUUGAUCACUUCUCAAACCAUCCAGAAAACUCAGAUGAUGGGUCACAAUCAGUUGUUUCAUUAGCAAUGGAGGAUAGUGACGAGGAAGGGUCAGAACAUCACUUGCUCAAGCUGCCAAGUAUCGAUCAGGGAUACUCGGAAGACAAACCUUUGAGGCUUGCUAGAGAUAUGCUGUGACUACUUCCCUUCAUGAUGAGGUGACAAUUAGCAACAAGGUACUAUGCUGUAUAAUUCACUAGCUUACUGAAGUCUAUUGGGUGAAGAAGUCCUUGUUUUCGCCCUUUUCGAAAGUGUCGUUUUUGUACCUCCUUUGCAAUGGAGAGUUGGUAUUCGACUCUUGUUCUUCGUCAGAGGUAGAGGUCGAGGGUUCAAGUCUCCUCCCUCUCAAAGUUGCUUGUCCAUGUUUCUUUAAAAAAAAAUUUGACGAUUUCUUUACCCAAUCACCUCAGAUUCACCAAUUCUUUAUUAUUAUUACUACUUGUUAUUAGUCAAUCUUAAAUUUUUCUGUCCAUCCAUGAACUUAUAUGAGAUUAUGUGUAUGAUUUUGAAGUUUAUGUGUGUC
Molecule: messenger RNA, 1279 nt
Organism: Dioscorea cayenensis subsp. rotundata (Guinea yam)
Lineage: Eukaryota; Viridiplantae; Streptophyta; Magnoliopsida; Dioscoreales; Dioscoreaceae
Product: deSI-like protein At4g17486
Exons: 4
Coding region: 247-894 (215 amino acids)
Biological process (GO): protein deubiquitination
Molecular function (GO): deubiquitinase activity
Source: RefSeq, a predicted model, not a curated record